GUGUUACUUUCUACAGACAUAGAGAAAGAAGAAGAAGUUGCUCACAUGGAAGCAUAUAGAAAAUAACCAUUACUGUAUUCCUGUGUGCUUGUCAUUAUUAUAAUAUAAAAUAUAUAUUUAAUAUUUCACCAACGAGGCUAACUGCGUUAAAAAAAUGGCGACAGAUGCAAAACGGCCAAAGAUAGAUGAUGAGAAACGUGUGCUGGACCCCUUGAAAAACUUCUUGCUGUGGUGCGAUAGUGUGAAGCUGACUCUCAGCGAUAAGGUGUACUUAAGUAAAGAGGGUACAGCGGCAGAAUAUGGCAUGCUUGCCAAAGAGGACAUCGAAGAGGGCCAUGUCUUGUUCUCCAUACCCAGAGAGGUUCUUCUGCAUCAGGGCAACACUAACGUAAAAAAGGUUCUUGAGCAAGGGAAGAAAUCUUUGGAGAGCGCAUCAGGCUGGGUUCCUCUUCUUCUGUGUCUCCUACAUGAGUACACGUGUACACAAUCCCACUGGAAGCCUUAUUUGUCUCUCUGGCCCGAUUUUAGGAAACUGGAUCAACCCAUGUUCUGGUCUGAGGAGGAGCGUGAUAAACUCCUGAAAGGCACAGGAAUUCCAGAGGCUGUCAAAACGGAUCUGAAAAAACUCCAGGAUGAGUACAAUAACAUAGUCCUUCCUUUCAUGAAGUCCCAUCCUGACCUGUGGGACCCUGAGAAGCACACCCUGGAGCUCUACAAGAGCCUGGUAGCAUUUGUAAUGGCCUAUAGUUUUCAGGAGCCUGUAGAAGAUGAGGAUGAAGAAGAAGAAGAAGAAAAAGAGCCUAACCCUCCAAUGAUGGUGCCCAUGGCCGACAUGCUGAAUCAUGUUUCCAAGCACAACGCCAAUCUGGAAUAUACACCCGAGUGUUUGAAGAUGGUGUCCGUGCGGCACAUAGAAAAGGACGAGGAGGUCUUUAACACUUACGGGCAGAUGGCAAACUGGCAGCUCCUCCACAUGUACGGCUUUGCAGAGCCGUUUCCUACUAACAGCAAUGAUACUGCUGACAUACAGAUGUCCAGUGUGUACAAAGCAGCCGUGCAAGUGGCACAAAGUGAAGCAGAUAAAAAGCUCCUCAUGGACAAAUGGAACAUGUUGUGUGAAAUGGAGAUUGUUGGGGAGAAAGGGGUUUUUAUCUUUGGUCAAUCAGGCUCGCUGACUUACAGUGAACUCUACACUACACUGAAGGUCCUGUGCUUGCCGGUGCAAGAUUUCGAGGAGUUCCGUGAAAACGAAGGCUGGGAGGAAGAUGAAGAGGAUGAGGAUGAUAAAAUGGAGCAGGCUCUGAGUUUCGACGGACUGACGGGGUUGUCAGAAGAGUGGAAAUGUCUUCUUCAUGCGGCAGCUGCUCUGACGCUGGACUCUUAUUCGGAGGAUGUAGAGACGGACAGGAAGCGGCUGGAGGAUCAGGGAGCUCUGGCUGAACUCAGCAGCAGGGAGAGGAGAGCUCUGUAUGUGCGUUACGGUCAGAAGAGCAUCCUACAGCGCUUGCAACAGUUCACCAAGCACACGACUUAAUGCAUGGGUUUCACAAACAUUCUUACAUGUCAUGUGCGGUGCUGACUCUGCAUAGUCGUCAAGAUCGAAGAAUCCUAAGCUGAUGUAGCGUGAUUGAAUUUGCUAAUGGUGUAUAGUUUGUACAUUUUCCUUUUAAAAAUCAUUUGGAAUAUG
Messenger RNA from Puntigrus tetrazona (Sumatra barb), 1687 nucleotides. It is a transcript of the gene setd6, whose product is annotated as SET domain containing 6, protein lysine methyltransferase. The transcript is spliced from 9 exons. Lineage: Eukaryota; Metazoa; Chordata; Actinopteri; Cypriniformes; Cyprinidae. The coding region runs from base 155 to 1534 and encodes 459 amino acids. Gene Ontology annotation, biological process: peptidyl-lysine monomethylation. The record is from RefSeq and is a predicted model, not a curated record. Gene Ontology annotation, cellular component: nucleus. Gene Ontology annotation, molecular function: protein-lysine N-methyltransferase activity; protein binding.